Nelumbo nucifera (sacred lotus) is the source of this 1920-nucleotide messenger RNA. Its product is annotated as protein DETOXIFICATION 53-like. Gene Ontology annotation, cellular component: membrane. Gene Ontology annotation, biological process: xenobiotic detoxification by transmembrane export across the plasma membrane. Gene Ontology annotation, molecular function: xenobiotic transmembrane transporter activity; antiporter activity. The record is from RefSeq and is a predicted model, not a curated record. NCBI's taxonomy places the organism in Eukaryota, Viridiplantae, Streptophyta, Magnoliopsida, Proteales, Nelumbonaceae.
UUUCCACAACGAUGGAGCCAAGACCCUCGAGCCUGUAACCAAAAAAACAGACGAUCUGACAAGAUUUUGCAGACAUUGAGGUGGGGUGCUGCUCUGCAACUUGUCUCACCAUGUGCCCGCUCAAUGAAUCUCAAGCAGUCUUAUGUGGUGAUCUUUUGGACCCUAAGGACGAUGAAGAGAACGAUGAGACGAAGAGAGGAGGAGGAGAAGAAGAAGAUGAUGAGAUCAUAAACGGGAUUUUCCAACGGGUGACAAUGAGCGAGGUAGCAGAGGAGUUAACGUUAUUAGGGAAGAUUGCAGGCCCAAUUCUAAUGACAAGCUUGCUCUUAUACUCUCGGUCAAUCAUCUCCAUGCUCUUCUUGGGCCAUCUGGGGGACGUUGAGUUAGCUGGUGGGUCACUUGCAAUUGGGUUUGCAAACAUAACAGGCCACUCAGUCAUGAGAGGACUAGCCAUGGGGAUGGAACCAAUAUGUUGUCAAGCAUAUGGAGCUAAGAGAUGGGUUGUCCUCAGUCAAACCUACAAAAGAUCUGUCUUUCUGCAGCUACUUGCAACCAUACCCAUAUCAUUGCUCUGGCUAUACAUGGAACCCAUACUACUGUGGUUAGGUCAGGACUCAAUCAUCACAUCAACGGCUAAGGUUUACAUCACUUUCUCUCUUCCAGAUUUGCUAGCCCAAGCUCAUCUACAUCCCGUACGGACUUUCUUAAGGACCCAAGGCUUGACCACACCUUUAACCUUAACUGCUACUUGCGCAAUGGCUCUCCACCUUCCCAUCAAUUACUUCCUUGUGAUACAUUUGAAUUUGGGUGUGAGGGGUGUGGCUCUGGCCGCAGCCUGGAAUACUUUGAACUUGAACCUCGGUUUGCUACUUUAUCUGCUUCUGUCAAAAACAGCAGUAAAGCCUUGGGAUGGAUCGAUUGUCUCGUGCUUUCAAGGUUGGCGUCCAUUACUUGUGCUGACACUGCCAAGCGUGUUGUCUGUAUGCCUGGAGUGGUGGUGGUAUGAGAUCAUGCUUCUUCUAUGUGGGCUUCUAACCAAUCCACAGGCCAGCGUGGCUGCAACGGGCAUCCUAAUGCAAACAACAAGCUUGAUAUAUGCCUUCCCCUACUCGUUGAGCUUGGGCUUGUCUACUCGUGUGGGACAUGAAUUGGGGGCUGGCCGUCCUACCAGGGCUCGAUGGGCAACCAUUAUCGGGCUUUUCGUAGCAGUUGUCUGUGGUCUUUCAGCCUUCGCUUUCACAACUGCCGUGAGAUACACGUGGGGAAAGAUGUAUACAGCUGAGCAAGAGAUCCUAAAAUUGACGUCCACUGUGCUUCCCAUCUUGGGAUUUUGCGAGCUCGGUAACUGUCCACAGACAACCGCCUGUGGGGCUUUGAUAGGAACUGCACGACCCAAAGUGGGGGCUAAUAUAAACUUCGGUUCCUUUUACCUUGUUGGAUUACCAGUUGCGGUUAUCAUGGGGUUUUGGUUGAAGAUAGGUUUUAUGGGACUGUGGUUCGGGCUUGUUGCGGCUCAGGCUUCAUGUAUGUGUAUGAUGAUGUAUACAUUGUUUCACACCGACUGGAAGUACCAAGCUAAGAGGGCCAUGGAGCUUACUCAAACUGCAGAAAGAAACCAGGACGAUUUGGAAGCCAGCCUGUUCAACUGACAACUGACAGUUAAAAAGUCCGUGGAAUAAAUCCCUUAAAAAGGUUUAAAUUUAGAUCCUCACCAUCUCAAAAACCCUUCGUGUUUUGGGGAUGACUAAUACAUAGACGAAUGUAAAGCUUCCUCCUACUAUUACUAAUUUGCAGCAAUAAAAAUUUCUGUCCAAGAGCAGGAAAAAAAGGAGGGGGGAUUUAGCACUUCAUUGAAUUCGAAGUGGAAUUAAAUUGCUUUCAGGAAGUGAUUUUCAACUUCAGUUCUUUCCUUACAGCCUA